Molecule: messenger RNA, 5519 nt
Organism: Marmota monax (woodchuck)
Lineage: Eukaryota; Metazoa; Chordata; Mammalia; Rodentia; Sciuridae
Gene: Cluh
Product: clustered mitochondria homolog
Exons: 27
Coding region: 138-4217 (1359 amino acids)
Biological process (GO): intracellular distribution of mitochondria
Cellular component (GO): cytoplasm
Molecular function (GO): protein binding; mRNA binding
Source: RefSeq, a predicted model, not a curated record
GCGGCCGCGCGCAGGGCACUUGGGUUAGUGGCGCGGCGGGCGGCGCGGACAGCCUAACCGGACGCCCGCUCCCGCCACCAUGGUCAUCAAGACGGACGAGUUGCCGGCGGCCGCCCCGGCCGACAGCGCCCGGGAGCAUGGCUCGCAGACCGGUGGCAAGGGGAGGCCGGGCGCGGCCGACUACCUCCCAGCCCUUAACCUCAGUUCCCAGCUCUAGAAGAUUCUCCAGUCACCUUAAGGAGGAGACGAUCAAGGUCUUGGGAGCAGAGCCACCAUCAGUUAUGCUGUUGAAUGGGGACUGCCCAGAGAGCCUGAAGAAGGAGGAGGGGGCAGCUGAGCUACCUAGGGAGAAUGGGCUAGAUGAAGGUGAGCCAGGAGAUGAGACUACUGGACAGGAAGUCAUUGUCAUUCAGGACACAGGCUUUUCUGUGAAGAUCCUGGCCCCUGGGAUUGAGCCCUUCUCCCUUCAGGUAUCUCCCCAGGAGAUGGUGCAGGAGAUCCACCAGGUGCUCAUGGACCGUGAAGACACGUGUCACCGUACCUGCUUCUCACUGCACCUAGAUGGCAAUAUGCUGGACCACUUUUCAGAGUUGCGCAGUGUUGAGGGGCUGCAGGAAGGCUCGGUCCUCCGUGUGGUGGAAGAACCCUACACAGUGCGGGAGGCUCGUAUUCACGUGCGCCAUGUCCGAGACCUGCUCAAGAGCCUGGACCCAUCUGAUGCCUUUAAUGGGGUUGACUGCAACUCCUUGUCCUUUCUGAGUGUCUUCACUGAUGGCGAUCUGGGAGACAGUGGGAAGCGGAAGAAGGGAUUGGAGAUGGACCCCAUCGACUGCACGCCACCUGAGUACAUCCUGCCAGGGAGCCGGGAGCGGCCGUUGUGUCCCCUACAGCCCCAGAACCGUGACUGGAAGCCCCUUCAAUGUCUGAAAGUACUCACCAUGAGCGGCUGGAAUCCACCCCCUGGGAACCGCAAGAUGCAUGGGGACCUCAUGUACUUGUUUGUGAUCACGGCCGAGGACCGGCAAGUCAGCAUCACGGCGUCCACGCGGGGCUUCUACUUGAACCAAUCCACAGCCUACCACUUCAACCCCAAACCCGCCAGCCCACGCUUCCUCAGCCAUUCCCUAGUGGAGCUGCUCAACCAGAUCAGCCCGACCUUCAAAAAAAACUUUGCUGUGCUACAGAAAAAAAGGGUCCAGCGCCACCCGUUCGAGAGGAUCGCCACCCCGUUCCAGGUGUACAGCUGGACAGCUCCUCAGGCAGAGCAUGCCAUGGACUGUGUACGUGCAGAGGAUGCCUACACCUCAAGACUGGGCUACGAGGAACACAUUCCUGGACAGACUCGGGACUGGAACGAGGAGCUACAGACAACUAGGGAGCUGCCCCGCAAGAACCUGCCUGAGCGGCUUCUUCGAGAAAGAGCCAUAUUCAAGGUACACAGUGACUUUACAGCGGCAGCCACACGGGGUGCCAUGGCAGUCAUUGACGGCAAUGUGAUGGCCAUCAAUCCCAGUGAGGAGACCAAGAUGCAGAUGUUCAUCUGGAACAACAUUUUCUUCAGCCUGGGCUUUGAUGUCCGUGACCAUUACAAGGACUUUGGUGGGGAUGUGGCAGCCUACGUGGCACCCACCAAUGAUCUGAAUGGUGUGCGCACAUACAACGCAGUGGACGUGGAGGGGCUGUACACACUGGGCACUGUAGUGGUGGACUAUCGAGGCUAUCGGGUCACGGCUCAAUCCAUCAUCCCUGGCAUCUUGGAGCGGGACCAGGAGCAGAGUGUCAUCUACGGCUCCAUUGACUUUGGUAAGACAGUGGUGUCGCAUCCACGGUACCUGGAGUUGCUGGAACGGACCAGCCGACCCCUCAAGAUUCUGCGUCACCGUGUACUCAAUGACCGUGAUGAGGAGGUAGAGCUCUGUUCCUCAGUUGAGUGCAAGGGCAUCAUUGGCAAUGAUGGCCGCCACUACAUCCUUGACCUGCUGCGUACCUUUCCGCCUGACCUCAAUUUCCUGCCUGUUCCCGGUGAGGAACUGCCUGAGGAGUGUACCCGAGCUGGCUUUCCCCGUGCCCACCGCCAUAAGCUAUGUUGCCUACGCCAGGAGCUGGUGGAUGCCUUUGUGGAGCAUAGGUACCUCCUCUUCAUGAAGCUGGCCGCCCUACAGCUGAUGCAGCAGAAGGCCAGCAAGGUGGAGAACCCCACCUCACUGGAAAAUGGUGGUCUCUCCCCCUCGGAGUCCAAGCCUGAAGACCCUCUGGGAUCCGAGGUGGGAAGCCAGGAGGAGGGCGGCAGUGCCAGUGGCCUGGCCAAGGUGAAGGAGCUGGCGGAGACCAUCGCCUCAGAUGAUGGCACAGCAGACCCCCGGAGCCGGGAGGUGAUCCGCAAUGCAUGCAAGGCUGUUGGCUCCAUCAGCAGCACGGCCUUCGACAUUCGCUUCAACCCUGACAUCUUCUCACCAGGGGUUCGCUUCCCUGAGUCCUGCCAGGAUGAAGUUCGGGACCAGAAGCAGCUGCUGAAAGAUGCAGCUGCCUUCUUGCUUUCCUGCCAGAUUCCUGGCUUGGUAAAGGACUGCACAGAUCAUGCGGUGCUGCCCAUGGACGGAGCCACACUGGCUGAGGUGAUGCGCCAGCGUGGCAUCAACAUGCGUUACCUGGGCAAGGUGUUGGACCUGGUGCUGCGGAGCCCAGCCCGUGACCAGCUGGACCACAUCUACAAAAUUGGCAUUGGUGAACUCAUCACCCGCUCUGCCAAGCACAUCUUCAAGACAUACUUACAGGGAGUCGAGCUCUCAGGCCUCUCGGCCGCCAUCAGUCACUUCUUGAACUGCUUCCUGAGCUCCUACCCCAACCCUGUGGCCCACCUUCCUGCGGAUGAGCUUCUUUCCAAGAAAAGGAACAAGAGGAGGAAAAACCGUCCGCCAGGGGCUGCGGAUAACACAGCCUGGGCUGUUAUGACCCCCCAGGAGCUCUGGAAGAACAUCUGUCAGGAGGCCAAGAACUACUUCGACUUCAGCCUCGAGUGUGAUUCUGUGGACCAGGCUGUGGAGACCUACGGCCUGCAGAAGAUAACACUGCUGCGGGAGAUCUCCCUAAAAACCGGAAUCCAGAUUCUGCUGAAGGAGUACAGUUUUGACAGCCGCCACAAGCCUGCAUUCACUGAGGAGGACGUGCUCAACAUCUUCCCCGUGGUCAAGCAUGUCAACCCUAAGGCCUCGGAUGCCUUCCACUUCUUCCAGAGUGGGCAGGCCAAAGUACAGCAGGGCUUCCUGAAGGAGGGCUGCGAGCUCAUCAACGAGGCCCUGAACCUGUUCAACAAUGUGUAUGGAGCUAUGCAUGUGGAGAUCUGUGCCUGCCUGCGCCUCCUGGCCCGUCUCCACUAUAUUAUGGGUGACUACGCUGAGGCCCUCAGUAACCAACAGAAGGCAGUGUUGAUGAGCGAGCGAGUGAUGGGCAUCGAGCACCCCAACACCAUCCAGGAAUACAUGCACCUGGCUCUGUACUGCUUCGCCAGCAGCCAGCUGUCCACGGCGCUGAGCCUGCUGUACCGCGCCCGCUACCUCAUGCUGCUCGUGUUUGGGGAGGACCACCCUGAGAUGGCUCUGCUGGAUAACAACAUCGGUUUGGUGCUGCAUGGCGUGAUGGAGUACGACCUGUCACUGCGAUUCCUGGAGAAUGCGCUGGCCGUCAGCACCAAGUACCACGGGCCCAAAGCCCUUAAGGUGGCCCUCAGCCACCACCUAGUUGCCCGGGUCUAUGAGAGCAAAGCUGAGUUCCGGUCAGCCCUGCAGCAUGAGAAGGAGGGCUACACCAUCUACAAGACCCAGCUGGGUGAGGACCACGAGAAGACCAAGGAGAGCUCCGAGUACCUCAAGUGCCUGACCCAGCAGGCCGUUGCCCUGCAGCGCACCAUGAAUGAGAUCUACCGCAAUGGCUCCAGCGCCAACAUCCCGCCCCUCAAGUUCACAGCUCCCAGCAUGGCUAGUGUCUUGGAGCAGCUGAACGUCAUCAACGGCAUCCUCUUCAUUCCUCUCAGCCAAAAAGACUUGGAGAAUCUGAAGGCCGAGGUGGCACGGCGGCACCAGCUCCAGGAGGCCAGCAAAAACAGGGAUAAGGCCGAGGAGCCCAUGGCCACUGAGCCUGAGCCAGCAGGGGCUUCAGAGGACGUGGGCUCCCAACCCCAGGCUGCCAAGGACCCUUCCUCCCCAAGCUUGCAGGGAUAGAAAGGGAAAGACAGAUGGACUGUUAGUCAGCCGCCCGUUACCCAGUGAUCCAGACUCCAGGAGAAGGGGGCAUGCCCUGCAGAUCGGAAGAGGAAGCCAGUCCCUUUUCUUCCAUGUUCCACCCCACCCCACCCCAGCAUCCUCCUGGGACCCCGGCCUGGCCUGCCCCCCAACAGAUGUUUUUGCACUGGUUCAAUGAAUAUACGAUGCAGAGGCCUGAUUGAAGACACAUGAAUGGAGUGUGUGGGCAUUGGUUCCAGCUGGGGGGCAGGUGCCCCUCAGGCCCCAUCCUCGAGCAGGUGUGUGCGAGUGUGUCCAUGCCCGUGAAUGUCUUGAUCCGUCCCACCUAACUUGUACAUAGCCCCCAGUCAGUUCUGAGUGGAUGACGUGCAGAUGCGAUUUCUCAGGUCAUUUGUUUGACAUUAUGGCUGCUGCUUUUGCUGCCACUACCCCUGGGCCCAACCUGGCUUAAGUCCAGGUCUUAAGCCAAAAAAGGGGGGCUUUCCUUUAUCCUGGGAGAGGGAGCCAGAGCUUUGUGGCAGGCUAGAGGGUUGGGGUGCACUUUAGUUUUGUGACAAGAUGAGAUCUGUACUGGCUUUACCAAUUAUGAUGGGGCUUGACCUGGCUAUAGCUUCAGGGCAAGGGAGAAGGGGGACCAGUGGUGGUGGACCCUCAGACACCAGUUGCCCAACCCAGCCUGUCUGCCUUUGGCCCAGCAGGAGGCACUGCCACAGGCUCUGACUUGCCUCCCUGCACCCUAGGUGGGAUAACCUUGGGGGCCACAGCUGAAUGUAUCCUUCUCCCAUUUUAACCUGAGCUGCCUAACGCACAGUGGGGGUGGGGUGGGCAAGGGCCUGGGGAACCAGGACUGAAUCAUGGAUCCCGGGGAGAAACUACCAGGUAUAGGAGUGAUUGUCACCUCUCUGGAGUCCUGCUCCCUACCUGAUCCUUGUCACACAGGCACCUUCAGAGAGUAGUUCUGGGGGUAAUGGGGGCUUUCACCAGCCCAGCUGCUCUCGCUCCCUGCCUGCCUGUGUUGCUUCUCUGUGCCUGCUGUCAAAGCCCUACCCAGGAGGAGACUGUUGCCCUGUGAACCCAAGGGAGCUGUUCUGGGCCACAGCCUCUGCCUGGGGCUUUGCAGAGAGCUACUUAUGGGUAGGGUCUGUCCAGGCACCUUGUUUCAAAGGGAGUGGGCAUGAGUUAGCAAGAGAGGCAUCCCACAGCUGAUCAAGAACUUUUUCUUGUUUUUAAACCAUCACGUCUUCAUUUCACAUUGGAAUAAAGUGAGUUUUUGAAACCUGC